Molecule: messenger RNA, 10575 nt
Organism: Closterium sp. NIES-65
Lineage: Eukaryota; Viridiplantae; Streptophyta; Zygnematophyceae; Desmidiales; Closteriaceae
Source: the annotation of a GenBank genome assembly
AUGAAAAGGCUGGGCCGAGAACCAUGCGUGUCUGUGACUAUCAGCGACGUGCUUAUAGUGAUGGCACCAAGGGCUGACCAUGAGUGGUCGGAGGGUCCGGCAGUGGUGAGAGAGAGAGCCGCCAAGAGGGCAGCGCUGGCUGCAGCCGAGGUGGUGAAGAUGUCUGAGCAGGAUGUCCCACAUCAUCUGCAUCACGUGCCCGCAUCACCUGCAUCACCUGCUUUACCUGCAUCAUGGCAGGGAUUGAACGCUCUGGAGGUGCUGGUGACAUCCGUGCACGUCAAGUACACACACUCCUCCUCCGACCCCAAGGCGGCGUUUGAGUUUGGCCUUCACCUGGACCAUCUCUCUGUGGCCGCUGCUGCCUCCAAGGACCCCCUCACUGCUGCUGCUGCUGCUGCUGCUGCUGCUGCUGCAGAUGCCAUUGCUUCUGCAUCCGCCUCUGCUCUCAACACAACUCCUGCGGCAGGUGGCCCUGGUGGUGGGCCUGGGUCGACUGCUUCCUUCUUUGUGCCGCCAGACAGCCAGACUCCCACAGAGAAGCUUCUGGAGCAGCAGUGGGAGCAAGAGGCUGGGCAGGGGCAGGCAGGGGGGCAGGGGAAGCCACAGAUAGGGGACGCGGGCAGGAACGGAGGGACAGGGAGAAAUUUGAGGAAGAGCAUUGAGGUGCGGGGGUUGUCGUUUUACUGGAAUUCGUGCAAGAGAGGGUUCGAAGGGAGCACUUUCGGGCCUAAUGGACAGGGAGGUGGGGAGAGGACAGGGAAGGAAGGGACAGAAGGUGGAGAGAGAUGGAGGCGGGAAGGAGCAGUGAGGGAUGGUUCAGGAGAGAGGGGAGGGGAGGAGAGCAUGGAUGCGGACAUAGUGUGGGGAGAGGGUGAGUUGGUUCCAAGUGAUGAGGAGGAGGGUGGAGGGAUGGGUGCCAAGAGACAGAGGCGAAGAGGGGUGGAUGAGCAGAGGGGAAGAGGAAGGGAGCAAGGGAGAGGCAAGGGAGAGGAAGGUUCGGCAGCAGUGGCGAACAACAUGUUGCAUCCCUUGGAUGCUUCUAUCAGACUCGUGAUGCAUAUGGGCCCUCCCGCCCACACAAGCACUGCUCCCGUGUCUGUCUCUCUCCGUUGCAACCGCCUGCGAGUGUCUCUGGAGGAGCACCAGUACCAGGACGUGCUGCUGCUGGCCGAUGCCCUCAACGUGCUGCGCCUCAGAGAAAGGUAUGGCCGCUUUCGCCCCGCAGCCUUGUUCUCUUCCUCCCAGACCCCACCAACCAGUGGCACCAAACCAGCCGACAGCAUGGGGGACCAGCAGGGCGGAAGCACCAGCGGUGGCAGCGAGAGAGUGCGCGCAUUGUGGUCAUACGCGCUCAAUGCCGUGCUCUUUGAUGUGCGCCAACGCCUCUACCGCCGCUCCUUCCUCUACCUCCCCUCCCGCCUGUACGUCCCUUCCUCUCCAACCGUUUAUGCCUCUGCACCCUUCCUGAACCCUUUCUUCCACACCAGAUGCCUGCUCGCCCCCUUGACUUCCCUGGUGGAGGAGAGGCAGCAGCUGGAGGAGAUGGAGGACGAGCUGGAGCUAGAGGACAUUCUCCUAUUCCGGACAGCUGCCGCCCAGCCAUUUCUUGCUCCUCAACUGACAUUGUUUCUUCGCCCACCCCUCCCCCCUCUAUUGUCUUCUUCCAUUCCUAACUGCUUUCUGCAGCGGGCUGCCCGCACAGAAUGGGGCAACCCAUCCGCUUCAAAAGACUCAGCUGAAGAUUCUUCUGCAGAGAAAGACGGGCGAGGGGACCGGCACAAGGGCAAAGCAGCCCAGCAGAAGCAGCAGCAGAGGGGGAGGGGGUGGUUGAACUGGCUGUCUCAGGGCAUGCUGGGCGCUGGUGGCUCUGAUGCGUCUGCUGCAGCUGACGUCAUGGCUGCAGUCAGUGACCGUGACUUAGAGGAGCUCUAUCGCACACUGGACUCGCCCUUUGAUGCUGCUGACGGGGAUAACGGGCUGGAUGAGCCUUCCUGGAUGUCUACAUCAGCAUCCACGUCAUCAUCGGCAUCUAUGGCCAUGGAUGCCACGUCAGCAGCAACCAAAGCCAUGAACAGGAGCCGCUCCUCUGUGCAUACCCUUUCAUUCUCAGAAUCCUCCUCGUCGCUCGACGCCUCCAUUCCCGAGGACUCCAGUGUGAUGGGGCCCUCCAGCCGAAUGCUCCCUGAGGCGUCUCAUAGGACGACUCAUGGCAGGGCAGCAGUGUCGGUGUGCCGCCUGGCGUUCACUGCACAGGUGGCAGACGGUCAUGCCUCCCUGCGCAGCUCAGUUAAUGCGCGUGUUUUACUCCUCACCUGUCUCUCUCCCUCUCACUGUCACCCACCAUCUCCCUCCCUGCAGCUCCCGCACUCCUCGCUGCACGACUUCCUCCCUCCAUCCCACCCGUCACACCCCUCCUUCCACUCCGCAGCCUCUUCCUUCGCCUCGCCCUCCACCGUCUCCUCUCCCUCCCCUGCCGGCCACGGCCAUCUGCUAAUGCGUUCUGCCAGUGCUGCCUGGGGCCUGGGCCGCCCAGCCCUGGGGGCGGGCCUGGGGGGUCCUGUAGGGGGCGGGGGGAAGGGGCAGAUGUUACCACGUACAGACUCUCGCUCAGCUCUAGGUAUCGGUGCCAUUGCUGCAGCAGAGCAUGCGGUUGCUAUGGGUGGUGGAGGGGAGAGAGGCAUGGGAGGAGGGGCCGAGAUGGGAGAGAGGGGCUAUGGGGGUGAGAGUGAGGUGCAUGGGUGGAGGCCAGGGGGGCAGAUGCAAGCUGUAGCGGCAAGACCGAUGCUGCGGGUGGAAAUCGAAGUGCACUCGCCCCAUUCUCAUGGGCAUGGGCAUGGGCACGGAGAUGGUGGAGUGGGAGGAGGCGAGGUGGAAGACAGUGCGCCCAAUGAGAUGGAGACGACAAUAUCGGUGGCAGUGGAGCCAGUGCAGGCGGUGGUGGGUGUGGAGGUGUUGAAGCGCGUGGGCAUGUUCUUCAGCCAUCCCACGACCGUGCCCACCCACCAAGAACAGGUGAUUGCGUCCAUCAACUCGUUGGACUCAACUACUGCUCGAGCCACUGCCAAGUCUGGCCUGGUGCUAGCCGCGCGCAAGGUGCUGCAUCUGCAUGUGGACGUGGCAAGCGUCACGAUCGUUGUUCCACACACUGACACGUACCUCUCUGCCCGCCCCUGCCCCCUGCUGGUGCUACAGCUGGCGUCACUGCACAUCUCGUCCAUCCCUGAACCCCCUGAGCGGUCUCUCCUUGCACAAGCCCUCGCCUCCUCAGGCAACCUGCGAUCGGCACUCUCCGUCCUGGGGGAGAGGGGCCUGACAGGGGGGAGAGAUGCUGGCGUGAGAAGGGUAGAAAGUCAGGGACCGGCAGUGGGAGGAGUUGAAGUGGAGGGAGAUGGAAGAAUGGACAUGGAGGGAGAGAGGAAGGGAGGAGUGGGCGAUGGCGGUAUGGAAGGAGGCACAGGCAGUGGUAUAGAUGUUGGGCAUGCGGAUGGACGGAUGGGAGGGGGGAGAACGGGAGGCGUUGGGAAGAGAGGCAUGGCCGAGUGGGUUCAGAAGAUGGUGCUAUUUGACAGUGUCGCAGUUAGAGCCGCUGCUGUCAAGUCCCUCUCGCACUCCCUCUGCUGCCCCCUGCCUGCCCCUUCCUCACAGGUAUUUCUCGUUCCACCGCCCCCUCGCACUGCACUACCCACGCCACCAGCCCCACCAGUCCCCCACUCCUUCUGGCCUGGCCUGCCCCCAGGUGCACUGGGGGCACCAGGGAACAUGUGGAUGGGCGGUGGUGGUGGCAGCAGCAUGGCAGGAGCGGGCAGUGCAGGGGAGGGUGGCAGUGAGAGUGGCAGGGAGCUGCCUCUUGUGGAGGAGUUUUCUGUCCACCUGCACCUGCUGCUCUGCGCUCUCUCAGGCGACCCUGCCACCACCAAAGCUGUUGUGAGUGCUGCCCUCCUUCCCACUUUACUCCACUUCACCACCUUUCCACCUCACUCUCAUUCCCCUGCAGCACAGCCCUUCACCUUCCGCGUCCUGUUCCUCCAGUCUCAGCUCCUUGCUUCUAUCUUCCUUCUGAUGUCACCCUCGCUGUUCCCUUCCUCUCUGCAGCUGCAAGGAGGAAUGGGGGGUCAAGGUGCAAGGAGGGGGACUGCAGGCGAGGCAGGAAAUGGGGGCGGUGUAAGGAGUGGCAGUGGGGGGCUGACAUCCACACCGUCCUGGUCCGAGAUGCUUCACACCAUUCUGCAGCGCGACGCUGCCAAGGUGCCACAGCAGCUGCUGGCCUCACCCGAUCUAGACAACACCAGGCUUCCUCUGCUGCUACUGGAACAGCAGCAGCAGCAGCAGCAGCAUGAGGCUGGCGGGGACGGAAGCGGGGCUGUGAAUGAGGGUGGCAGCAGCAGCAGAGAUGGGAAAGCAGAAUUAGGAACAGGGGGGAUAAGUCGGGUGCAGUCACGGCGGGUGGCAGUGGCGAGUGGCAUGGACGUACUAACAGGCACGCCAAUUUCAGAUGUAGGAGUGGCUGUAGGGAAAAUCACAGUGCGCCUGGACAUGAGUGCCUCUUCGACAGAGCCUCUUGGUUCCAGCAGCAAGCGCAGCAGGGCUGGGCAAAGCAGGGGGCCCGCAAACGGGGAAGCAUCAGGAGCCCACGUGAUCACUCUUGAGGCUACUGGACUGGACGUCCGCCUGGUCCAAAGACUACUGGAGGAGCACAUCUAUGCCACUCUGCACCGCCUCCAACUCACCGAUUCCUCGCGACCCCCCUCCUGCCCCACCCACCACAUCAUUCAAACGCACCUUCCCUCCUCGCCCAACCCAGCCAGUUCCCCUACCGUAACCACAUCACACCCUCCCACACCUGCCUCUCUAACCCACUCCAUCCUCUCCUCCCCCUCUCUCUCCUUCCAGCCUAACCCAUCAGCACAACUCUGGCUCUCCCCACAAAUUCUCUCAGGUUUCUCCACCCAAACAGACCCCUCGGCUCCCCAUAUGCUCGUCUCCCGCGUCCUUUCCGCCCCCUCACUCCCCGCUUGCCUCUCCUUCUCCUCGCUGCCCAUGCCUGCCAUACCAACUGCUGGCCAGGCAGCGGCUCCCAUGGGAGCAGCACUGAGUGGUGGAGCACUGAGUGGUGGCCAAUCCUCAGCAGGAAAUUCCGCCAGCACUUCUCAUUGGCUGGGAGGAGAGAAUGUACGCUUGGCAGGCGUAUCUGCCCCAGCCACAUCAGGAGCAGCAGUGGGAGGAGAUGGGGCAGGAGCAGGGGAGUGUGUGUUGCGUGUGGAAUUGUGUCUGAAAUCAAGGUCGCUGACCGCCCCAUCUCGCGACUCCACUUCCCUCUCCUUCCACCUCUCCUCCCUCCACCUCACUGCCUUCCAACCCACGCUCCUCGCCCUACUAGCCUUCUCCUCCUCCCUCUCCACCCCCACUCCCCCCUCUCCCUUCUCCGCCCUGCCAGGCAGCGGAGGAAGCAAGAGACACCACUCCCAGGGCAGGGAGGGGGGAAGUGGGCUCAUGGGAACACACCCCUCUGCAGACCUCUCACCCUUUGAGAGCCCCUCUAGCUCCUUCUCCUCCGCUGCCUCCUCACCCUUCAACUCUCCCCCACCCACUACUGACGCCCUGCUGUCGCCGGCAGUACUGGCCACUGGUGCGCUGGGCGUGAGUCCGCAGAGGUCCAGGGGGCGGGUUGGAGUGGGACGGCAGGGGAUGGAGAGACAGAGUGCACGGGUUGUGUUUGAGAAGGUGUCUGGAGAUGAUGUCACUGACGCUGCUGCUGGUUCUGGGGGUGUUGCCUCGCACGAUGGUGGCACUGCCACUCAAACAAGUUCCUCUCUGCGUCCUGCUCCCACCCGCGGCCCAUCCACUCACGUCGUUCUGCCUUCUUCUGAAAACUCAGGUGCAGGCGGCACAGAACUGAUUCUGGACGGCAGAGUAACUGGAUUGGUGGUUCGGCUGAUGGAGGAGGGGGGCGAGGCAACACUAGAAGGACUGAAAGGAGGGGUAGAGAGGAUCCAUGAGAUAACAGGAAGGAAGGAAGGGGAGGGUGAGGGGUAUGUGGUGGAAGUGGCAACUGCUUCUCUGAGUGAGGCACUGGUGCAGGCAGAUGUGAAGCACGUGAUGGGCCAAUCACUGCCAGCCACAUGGGCAUCCUGUGGGCGCAUCAGUGGGUUUGAGGUAUGGGGCCCUGUGGGUAGCGGGGGGCGCUGUGUUCCUCAUCUCCCUGCAGAUUCGGCUUCUACUUCCCCACCAAGCACUCUACAACUGCAGCAAGGGCAGCAGCAACAGCAACAGCAGCAGCAGCAGCAACAGCAACAGCAGCAGCAGCAGAAGCAGGUGAUAGUGGGCAGUGUGUGGGCACCAAGAGCACAGCCUGGCACCAUAACCUUUGCAGCCCAUGGCGCUCACACAGGUGCAUCAGGGGAGGGUGUGCCCGGGGCAGGCGCCACACUGCAUGUAGAUGUGGCUGUUUCCCGCCUGCUGCUCGUGGUCUCACAGCCAUUCACACAUGGGCUUGUGGGGCACGUCACGCGCUACCUCCCUGCUCCCUCCGUGACUGCUCCUUUGACCCAUGCUGUUGUUGGGGGAAGUGGGGAGCCUGCCUCAGUGUCGCCCCUUGCACAGCACGGUCGAGAGAGGGGGCAGCAGGAGCAGCAGUCACAGCACGCAAGUUUCACUACUGCCACUAGCCCCUCACCCUCUCCCCACAUCACACUCCCUGUACGCACCCCUCUCUUUAUGUCCGUCUCUUCUGAUUCCCCGUCUCCAUCCAGCCACCACACAGGAAAGCCCAGAGCAGCCCGCACUGCCAUUGCUUCCCCUGCCACCACCCGCCUCUCCCCCUCACCCUUGAGAGGGGGCAUUGCUGUUCGGGGAGGUGGGGGUGCGAAGCAGCUGAGAGGCGGAGGGUCAGGGGGAUGGGCGGGUGGGGGCGGCAGCAGCAGCCAAACAAGCCCUUUGGGGGUGAAAGGCAAGGGGAAGCGGGAGAGGGGGGAAGGGGAGAGUGUGGGCGGGCUGGGGAGUGGGUCGGGGGAGGGCGACAGCUGGUCAGGGGCGCAGUUUUUCAGCCCUGUGGGGGAUAGCCCCCUGAGAUGGGAAAUGGUGGAAGAGGGAGGUGAGGCGGAGGGAGAAGGGGAGGAGUGGGAGCAAGGGCAAGGGAGAAUGAGAGUGGAGGGGGCUGUGAGGUUAGAGGGGUGUGAGAUCGCUGUCAUUCCCUUAGGGCAUCCACAGAGCUUGCUGCAGCCAUCCGCAUCCAAUCAGCUUCAGCCACGUGGAUCCAAUGGGAUCAAACCAGCAACGACAUUAGGAGAGGGGCUGGGCCAUCCGUGCCUGAUCAUUGAGCUGCCUCUCAUCACUGCCAACCUCCCACGCCACGUGGCAUGCUGGGAUUGGUCCUCAUCUGGCACAAUCACAUGGCUGGAUGGGAGAGAGCAGCAUGAAAUCAGUAACGUGGGCAGGAGACGAGGAAGCGAGGAGGGUGAGACAGGAAGAGGGAGCACAGUGGUCGGAGAAGGGAACAGUGGGAACAGAGACGAUGCGGAAUGGGAGGCGGUGGAGGUGAGGGUGGAGGGAUUCAAAGUUAGCAUGGCCACAGGCAAGCUGCUGCCGCUCUGCGAGGUGGUAUCUGGUGGAGGCGCAAGUGGUGCAGGGGAGGAAAAGGAGGAGGUGGUGGGGAGGGUGGGGGAGAGAAUUCCUGUGGUGCAGCGAGUGGACGUUCUGCUGCACGUGGCACUGCCACAGGCUGCUGGGGGCAUCAGCCAGCCCGGUUCUGCACUGCAGGGCGCAGCACAAGGAGUGGGCGUGGGAUCUGAGGCAGCAUCAGGGAUGGUGGAGUCAGGAGGGGAGGCAGCAGCGAUGGGCAGCCCGCAUGAGUGGAUGCGAGUUAUGAAUUCCCCUGUAAGGGAGGCGGACCUUCUCUCAGGCUCCAUCGCUGCCCUGCUCGCCCUCAUCCCACCCCAGGCCCCCCCCCAGCAGCCCUCCCCUCCCAUCGCCCUGAGAUUCCACCUGCACCACCUGCACCUGCACAUCACACGAGGCACAACCUUCCUCCCAUCCUCCCCUUCCUCCUCCGCUCAUGGCACAACCCCCUCGUUCCUUCUUCCCCCUGGCCCUCUCGUCGCCCUCCUCUCCAUCGAUCAUCUGCGCUGCGCUGCAGCGCUGCAACCAUCUGGCCAAUCCGUGAAGGCCACGUGGCAGAGCAUUGCCCUUUGGAGCUUACAGGCAGAGAUGGCAAGCACUUCCCAACAGCGUGGUAGUGCUGCUGCAGUCCCAGCCAGUGGCCAGGCAAGGCCGCCACCUGCCUUUUCACAGGAAGGAAUGGCAGCAGAUGCACAAGCAGCAGGGGAAGCAGCAACUGGAGGACCAUCACCAGAAGGGGCGAGGGCAGGAGGAUUUUCUGCAGGAGAGAUUUCAGCGGCAGUGCUGGAGUUUCUGCAAGUGGCUGUGCCUCUCUUUGUGAUCGAGCGUGAGAGGGGCUGCUCUGUGACUCGUGACGCUGCUCAUACCCGCCUGUCUCCGUACCUCGCCAUCUCCCUCUCCUCCACCUCAACCCCACCCUCACCCCAUUCCCUUCGCACCACCGCUGCUGCACCCCUCUCCCUCGCCUGUACUCCUCCCCCCUUACAGUCCCCACAUCCCCUUUCUCAACCUCUGGCAAGCCUCUCGCUGCUAUCCCAAGAACCGCCUUCCACCCCAGUGAACAUAGCAGUCCCAGCAGCACCACCACCAGCACAAACACGUGGUGACCCCCAUUACAACAUCCAGGCUAUACAUGCAACUGUUCAGCUCCCUUCCCCCACCCUCUGGGCCUUCCUCCCUGCCUGGUCUCGCCUCGCCUCCCUGCUUGUCGCUAAGGCACCUAAAGGAGGCGACACAGGAGGUGCAGAGGUGGCAGGGGGUCAGCGUGCAAGAGGCAGCAAUGGAUCGGGCGUAAGGGAGGCGCAGGGGAUUGGGAGGAGAGGGGCUGAGGGGCUGACUGUGAUGAUGGGCGUGAGGCUGGGUGAGGCUGGUGGUAGUGUAGGGCAUGGUGAUAUGGAGGGGCUGUUCUGUGCGUCUCUUGAGGAGGGGGUGACUGGGGGAGCAGAGGAGGAAGCAAUUGGCGUCUUGGUUGGUGAAAUCGGCACAGGCAGUGAUGGUGGUAAUGCAGCAGCAGUAGCUGUGGCAGCAGAAGCAGCAGCACAUGUGCAUGUGAAGGUGCAUGCAGGAGUGAAGGUGGAUGGGCUCACUCUUGUGCUUCCCAGUCAUAGCACCUCCCAGCGCUCCUCCCAGCGCUCCUCCCAGGGUGCCUCGCAGCACACCUCCACUCCCUCUGCUCCUAACACCUGCACACAGCAGGCAGCACAGCAUCAGAGGAGUGCGAACACCACGACACAUCAGCACAGCCCAGGUAUACUCCCAGGGGAGUGGGCGAGCAACACGGAGGGGUGCAGUGCGGUGGUGGUGCGUGUGAGGAAUGUGCACUCCCACGUGCAAGCCUCUGUACCUGCCAGUACUAGUCUCAGCAGAGCCAAGCUCUCUGCUGACCUGCACUCUGUGGAACUUGCCUGUGUGCGCCGUCUUGGCUUGGGGCAUUCUGAGGUGGGCCAUGGGGACGGCAGUGGUGAUGGCAGGGCUGCUGGUGCUGCCGACCUGUUCACGCCUGACCCGCUUAACCUCCCUCCUGCCUCCCUCAAUGCUGCUUCCUUACCUCCAAGCUCCAACCCUUUCUCCUUCCGCCUUGGCUGCUUCCUGCCUCCUCCUACAGAUGCUCCUCCACCUGCCCCUGCCCCUGCAUCUGCCCCAACCGCAUCCAACCCACCAUCUGUUCGUCUGCCGCCUCCUCCUCCUGCCUCGAUGCGCCUGCUGCAGCUGGCAGGGCUGCAGGUGCGACUGGCAGCGGCUGCUGCUCCCUCGGGCAGUGUAACAGCGAUGAGUGCAGAUGGGGUUGAUGCUGGUGCUGGGAGAGUGGAGGAGGAGGGGGACUUCGGGUCGGGCAGAGUGAGAGAAGAGGGAGGUUCAACAUUAGGGAGAUAUGCAGAGGAGAUACGUGAAAACAACAGCACGGUUUCUGGUGGUGGUGUUGGUGGUCGCAGCAGUGCACUUGGCAUGAUUUGCCUGAAGGAUCUAGCGGAACUGGAGAGAAGGGAGCAGGAAAACGUAGUGGUGGCGGAGAGUGAGGAGGACAGCGAGCCCCUCUUUUACCUCUCCCUCAGCACCACAGCAGGCCACGCCCUUGCAUGCCUGCCCAGUGGCCACCUGCACGCCUCCCUUGCUACCACUCUCGCUCUGCACUAUCUCAACCAGGACAAGGUGGGUGGUCACUGUGAAACCGAGCUCGCAGCAGCGCGAGAUAAAGCAGCCGUAGCAGCUGCCUUAGAGCCUCUUUGUGAGCCGUGGCCCUUCCAGCUUUCAGCCUCUCUGCACUCCCUCUCCUCCCUCACCAACCCUCAAUCUGCCUCUGCCUCCACUCUCCCUCCACCCCUCCUCUCCACUUCCUCCUCCUCUCCCUCUGCCUCCUCCACCGCUCUCACCUCCUUGGCUCUCACCUCCUCCCAUCCUCUCAAUCUCAAUUUCACGCCAUCACUCCUCGAGGUAAAAUUUGUCUCCUCUGCCCUUUGA